GGAGGCGCUGCCAAUGGAAAUAGCUCACUAACAGCAACGAGCCAGAGAACCGAGCCUGCCUCUAUGUCAGGGCCACUUACCUGCAAAGUGCGCAUCGAAGAUGAUGACCAUGAACGGCAAGCAGCAUUUCUCUAUGCACCCUGUGCUGCAGGAGCCCAAAUACUCUGGCCUGCACGCGAGUUCGGAAGGCAUGCGCAGAGUUUGUCUGCCUGCCCCGCAGCUCCAGGGCAAUAUCUUCGGUGGCUUUGAUGAGAGUCUACUGGCACGCGCGGAAGCUCUGGCGGCUGCUGACAUAGUCUCUCACGGCAAGAGUCACCAUUUCAAGCCAGACGUGACUUACCAUACCAUGAGUAGUGUCCCCUGCACCUCCAACUCCUCUACGGUGCCCAUCUCCCAUCCUUCCACCCUGACCUCUCACCAACACCACCACCACCACCACCUCAACCAGAGCUUAGAGGGGGAUCUUCUGGAUCACAUCUCAUCCAGUCUCUCAGUGAGCGGGAUGGGGGCUCCGGAUUCCUCUAUGAUUACCACGCACCAGCACCACCUCCAGACCAUGGGUCACCUCCACCAGGCUAUGGCCAUGGGUCAUCCGCACUCUCUAUCUGUGCACAACGGAAUGUCGUGUGUCAACGACGUGGAGUCAGAUCCUAGGGAGCUGGAAGCCUUUGCUGAGCGGUUCAAACAAAGGAGGAUAAAGCUCGGAGUGACGCAGGCGGACGUUGGCUCAGCCCUCGCCAACCUGAAGAUACCCGGGGUGGGCUCUCUCAGCCAGAGUACAAUCUGCAGGUUUGAGUCCCUCACCCUCUCUCACAAUAAUAUGAUUGCGCUAAAACCUGUCCUCCAAGCCUGGCUCGAGGAGGCCGAGGCUGCUUACCGGGAGAAAAACAGCAAGCCAGACCUUUUUAAUGGUAACGAAAGGAAACGAAAACGCACUUCGAUAGCCGCACCUGAGAAGCGCUCGUUGGAGGCCUAUUUCGCGAUCCAGCCCCGUCCAUCUUCGGAAAAAAUUGCUGCAAUUGCUGAAAAGCUGGACCUUAAAAAGAACGUGGUUCGUGUGUGGUUUUGCAACCAACGGCAAAAACAGAAAAGGAUGAAAUAUUCCGCUGUGCAUUAGUUCAUUAACAUUAUGCAUAACAUACGACAUUUUGAAGAGAUAACAGGGAUCUAUCAACAUUUCAUCAUGUCCGACUGGAAUUUACAACCGAGACUCUAUAGAUUUAUUUAAAUGUUCAUUAUGUUGUCUCGUUCACUUUUUUUGUCCUCUAAAAGGCACAUUUUUUUUGUUGUAGAUUGGAAUGAAACGUGUCGUGCUCAUGGUCUCUUGGAUUAAGUUUUCGUUGUUGUUGCUUUUACUUGACUGCAUAUCACAACUCUCUUCAAUCACAUAACUAUAACAAAUAGGCCUAUAGAAAAUGACCUAUCUCUAUCAUGUGAGAUGUCCUGUUGAAUGCUCGUAAGUCCGGUUAGUUGUUUGGACAAUUUAAUGAAUUACACCAACAUUUUCACGUUUACUGUAUGUCUCGGACUGUUUGGAUUCAUACUUGUAUAGGAUGGAAUUAAUGUGUUUUCACUCUAUAGGUGUAACACACCCCCUUAAAAAACAUAUUGCAAAUGAAUAUGCUCUCUUUGUGAACUAGCUGAACUUCGUUGAAAAAUUAAUUCACAGUUGUGUGCAAAAGAGGAAAAUCACAUUUCACAAUAUUAAUGACACAACACGAGUUGAUUUUCUUUAAUAAUUUUCAAGAUGUCACUAUUUUAACUAAGGCACGUCAAACGGGCAUGGGAAAGCUGCUAUAUUUUGACAUUACGUAUUUUGAUGUGAACAUGUAAAACAGUUUGGAGUAUCACUGAAAUAUUGUGAGUAUUUUUCUUCACUCUUGAAUUUCACUUGACAAAAUGUGUGAAGUUGAAAAUAAAUGAAUAAAUCAUUGAAUAUUUUAUAAAAUUCAGUUGAAUCAGAAAUUGAUUAUUUUGAUUACAUUGUACAUGCUUAAUUUGUGUUUUUGUCAGUUUUAGAUAAUUAGACCUAGCAUUAACACUUCAUUUAAAGACAGGAAGAAAAAGUUUACCMAGGCUUAAAGUAAUUUUMCUAUUUGUGUGAGUCUAUGUUAAAUACAAUAUCUCUUUCGUUUCUGGGGUUGGAGUAAGGGAAUAUUGACUCAGGGUUUGUUCUUCCGUGGUCUUUGAAUAAAUCAUGCCUCAAGAUAAAGAUGGGCAAUAAAAUCAUUGUAAAACCUUGA
Molecule: messenger RNA, 2243 nt
Organism: Salvelinus sp. IW2-2015
Lineage: Eukaryota; Metazoa; Chordata; Actinopteri; Salmoniformes; Salmonidae
Product: POU domain, class 4, transcription factor 3-like
Exons: 2
Coding region: 101-1117 (338 amino acids)
Biological process (GO): regulation of transcription by RNA polymerase II
Molecular function (GO): DNA-binding transcription factor activity, RNA polymerase II-specific; RNA polymerase II cis-regulatory region sequence-specific DNA binding
Source: RefSeq, a predicted model, not a curated record